Protopolystoma xenopodis is the source of this 261-nucleotide messenger RNA. The record is from the annotation of a GenBank genome assembly. Lineage: Eukaryota; Metazoa; Platyhelminthes; Monogenea; Polystomatidea; Polystomatidae.
GCCAGUCGUUUAAUUGUAGACAGAUCCAGCCCAUCUGCCAAUCAGAAGAGUUGCAAAGAAUGGACACUUGAGGUCACUGACUCGAACCAUAUGCAAACAACCCAAACCUCGUGGCAUGGGGUCACAGUUCUGCGACUAACCGACAAGACAGGUGAAUUCGCAAGCACGGAAGCCUCUCUUCCAAUUGGCCACCGCCUCGUAGACGACUCACCGGGUGGCAUUCUCGCCUCGUCCCCCUCUCUCCUUCAAAGCUGUGCAUAG